AUGACUACCUAUUACUGCUAUGGAGAAGACGGCAAAGUCACUGCUACCAAUCUGAAUCCAAAUGCUCCAGCAUUCACACGUGGCCUCCAAGGAACCACCUCAGACCAGCAACAUGGAGACAUUGUUGGAGCCUAUCUCGCACACCGUGCAAUGGUUUACCCCGCACCAAAUCCAGGAGAAACAAAUCAGUAUGGGAGCACCCCAUAUCAGCCAUGGGGCCAGCCACUCGAGAACAGCACUACAUCAGAACCCAUGGAGCCAAGCCACUGGUCCAGCGACGAAUAUGAGUCAUCUAGCUAUCCAACUAGUUCACAAGCUGAGUCUAUCAGUACUCUGGGCUAUGCUGGAUGGGCUUCCCACUCAGGUAUAGCUCAUCCCUACCCAAAUCCGGAAGACAUUCGUCAUAUGCACACAUUGCACAGCCUAUUGCCAUAUCUGCAACCGGAGAGAAAGUUGAACGCCCUACACGGGCCGGCAGUCGAUAUCAUUGAGCAGGAUACUGGAGUUGUGCUUGCCUACCAAGUUCCCAAGAAGCUGCUGGUUUUAUUUCUUGGCCGGAGGGUUGUCAAUAAGUACAUCCGAACGGUACAGCGCCAAGAUGGCAAGAGCUCGAGCGAACAGCCAACAUACCAGGAAAUGAACCUACCUCGUGGCAAAAGCAGCAAGGCCGCAAUGAGGGUGUUGAUUGCCUGGAUGGCAAGGGCUUGCCAGUAUCACACCAUGGCUACUAUGGAACAGAUUCGCAUUCCCAAGAAGACGUUUGUCGCAUGCUCAUUGGCUCAAACAAUGGAGCUUCUUGGCCUCCACAAGGAUGCUUUUCGAGUGAACAAUUUCAUCGCACAGACGCAUUUUGUCCGCCCAAUCUUUGCAGUCGAGCUGGAGGCCUUGUGGAACUGUCUUGGCGAAGAAAAUCGAUACGUCUACGCAGCUAUCCGGGUUGUCGGUAAUAGAUUGCAGACACAUGAAAACAAUGAUUCAAAAGCCGUUCCUGGUAUUGACGCUGACAUGUACGCUACGCUGAAGAGGUAUCCACAGCUGGAAGCCCGUGUGCGCGAUCCGGAGCUGAAUGAACGGUACCAUCCACACUUCAGCACGAACUGGACGAAAAGGUUGGGAGGCAGCGAACACAACAAGAGGAUGGGUAGUUCUCCGGGUAGUCAUGAGACAGUUCGCGACUACUGCCCAACUGAGGAUGACCACAAAAGCCAGAUACGGGAUGUCGAGGACGUGGCAAACAGUCUUGAAAGCUUAAAUAUCGUUCCUGUUGAUUCGAAGUCUCUGGCAGCCCAUGCAGAGAGCGACGUUAUGCCACAUGAUGGCAGUGAACCAACACAGUGGUAAUCAAGCAGCUGGUGCGGCUUUAGCCAUGUCUUUUUUCUCUUCAUCAAGUUUAUACGAGUUUUUUUAGGGGGGUUGUAUGAAAGCGUUUUGUUUAUCUAAAUGCAUCAUCAUGGG
This is a messenger RNA of Bipolaris maydis ATCC 48331, 1455 nucleotides long. RefSeq lists its product as uncharacterized. The record is from RefSeq and is a predicted model, not a curated record. Lineage: Eukaryota; Fungi; Ascomycota; Dothideomycetes; Pleosporales; Pleosporaceae.